Molecule: messenger RNA, 1296 nt
Organism: Aspergillus niger
Lineage: Eukaryota; Fungi; Ascomycota; Eurotiomycetes; Eurotiales; Aspergillaceae
Exons: 3
Coding region: 1-1296 (431 amino acids)
Source: RefSeq, a predicted model, not a curated record
AUGAAGACAACCCAGCUCAUCCCUUCCAUCCUCCUUUCCCUCAUCCCCACCUUCACCCUCGCUGAUGGGGUCCCCGAUGGCGCCAAGCUCUGCGUAGGCCAAGGUGCCGGCAGCUGCCAAUUCGCUGCAUACCAGCUCCAACCUACAGACACGUGCGAAGACCUUCAAAAGAAUGCCGCCUAUAUCUACGACCACGAAUGCAACCUCAUCGGCCACACGGAGAAUUUCGUUGAGGGAGACGCCAUCGACUCGCAGCUGCCGUAUACUGUCGAUAUCAAGAACAUUGUUGGCGGUCCCUCUUGUUCGAUCAAGUACGAGAUUGCUUAUAGUGAUGGGUUGUAUGGGUAUGGAAUGCCCUCUGGUGGCGUUUGGGCACGUGCUGGUUUCCCCUCUCAUGUUCCAUUCAGCCUCCUCCCUAUCUUAAGAUCACCUCCAUCCAUCGACUCCUGCUCUUUUCAUUAUGUGGGAGCCGGUAGCUCUCCCCUUUCAGAGCUCCUACCCUUUGCCUACUCCGCUACCUACAACAAACUGAACGACAAUAUCGUUGUGAAAUAUGGAGUUCGUGUGGAAACCUGGGAAGGCCAGGCUUUAAUCUAUCUUGAACAAUGUGUUCCAGAAGUUCCGGCGCCUCGCUUAUAUGCGAUGCACUGCGAGUCUGAUGAGCGUUUUCUAGUCAUGCAACGCAUUCAUGGAGUACCGCUGAAUUCCCUUUGGUCAUCAUUGGCGCCUUCUGAGAAGGACGAUAUUAUCACUAAACUCCAGCAAGUAUUUGAUGCAAUGAGAAAGGCUGAAUGCCCAUGGCCUGACUUCUUUGGAAGCUUGGAUGGGGGUCCUUUACCUCACUACCUAUUCUAUAGCCAACGUGGCGAUGAUCAUGAGGGAUUUCUCGGGCCUUUUUCCAAUGAGUCUGCCUUCGUUGCGGGCCUUGUCGAGAACUAUAGAGCCCUAGUUGAAAAAAACAAACAUCCAGACUAUAAAGCUCGCUUCUAUGAGAAAUAUCUCCCUCGUGUUCUUCAAGGACACCGGCCCACACUGACGCAUGGGGACAUCCAGCAGAAAAACAUCAUGGUUGUGGAAAACUGCCAAAACGAUCAAGAUAGACGAUCAUUCGACAUUGUACUUGUUGACUGGGAGAAUGCUGGAUGGUUUCCUGACUUCUGGGAAGGCUUUUGUGCAUCUUGUCCUCUACAUUUCUACUGGGAUGAAGACUGGUCCUGGCGAGUCCAGGAGUUUAUCCAAUUCUGGCCUGCUGAGAUGUCCAUGAUGCACCUGAUUGAGAGGGAUUUGGGCUGGUGA